CAAAUCACAUAGCAGAGCGUGGUUGUCAGUGCGACUGGUCCUCCAUUUAGAUAAAGAAGAUUAACGUUCUUUAAAACUACUGAGAGGAUCUGUGCUUAAAAAAAGCUUUUUUCCUAUUUACCUGUGACCAUGAGUGUUGUAAAUUAUCGUUGUCGUUGACGCUUGAGAAAAAGAAAGUCAGAAUUUGACUUUAUAACCAGGCACAAUGUCUCAUCAAGAACUGUUUCUCCACCACUGUGUGAACUACACCAGGCAUGCUAGGUUAAUAUAUUGCCUAAGCACAGAAAUCAUAUUGCAAGCUUUCGAAUGGUUGUACGUAGGAAAAUCUCUAACACUGAAGGAGUUCUAUGAAAAAGACCCCAAGAGAUUUGCGAAUAUUCCUGGGCAUUAUAUCAGAGAUAUCAAAAAUGGAAAACAGCCGAAGGAGAUGGAUUUCACUUUUCUGUACCAGCUGCUCCAAAAUAUCUGUGGUUUAGCUGGUCCAAACGAUAACAUAUGGUUCAAAGAGGCUCAAAUGGCCGGUGAUAUACCUCUUGAAAAUACCCUGUAUCAAAUAAAAGCUUUGAGGAACGAGCUGUCUCACCUUAAUCGAAAGAAUUUUGUGCAAAUUAGCAACCAAAAUUUGGACAAAUUUGUGGGAAAACUUCAGAUGCUCUUUACGAGUGUCUUGACAUCAUCAGCAAAAAAGGCAGGAAUAAACCAAAGAAAGCUGGACCGAGCCAUCAUUAAAAUGCAAGAUGGUCUCCGAAAGGAGCAAUAUUCCUAUGACUCACCCAGCAAUAAAGAAUUUUUGAAGAUAAGCCUGGAGGAGCUCUUGCAUCAGUUCUUCAAGCGACCCAAGACACCAUACUUGAAGCCGAGACUGGAAGAAGAAGUAACCGAUGGAAAGGUUGAGGGUCAAAAUGAAUUAAGUGACAGCACGCAACCCAAAAUUUUCACGCUGAAAGACCUCUUUGAUCGCAAGACUCGGGCAAAACAAGAACCUAGGGUCAUCAUUCUGAGUGGGUCGACAGGAUCUGGAAAAACUUCUUUAUGCAGAUUUUUAGCAAGAGACUGGUUGUCUAAUUCAACGUCUGUGAGACACUUGGGGAAAUAUGACCUAGUGCUGCUUCUCAGCUGUAGGAGGAUGACCACAACAGAUCUACAUUACCUCUUGAGGAGCAGCCUGCUACCUAACGCUACUGCACUGUAUGAUACCCUAGAAUUAUCAACAUUUCUGAAAAGUCACAGAAUACUGUGGCUUGUAGAUGGCUGGGACGAGGCGAAAUUUGAAGCCAAAACUCUCAUAAAGGAUUUAUUCAGCAAAGUAGAGCAUGAGUGGAUGUAUCACAAAGUUCUAGUUACUUCAAAGCCUGAUCUGGUCAGUAAAAUCUUGGAGAAAAUUGAUUGUCAGAACUCUGUCCUGAAAGUUCAUUUGGUGGGGCUCGAUAAGACAGAACAAGGACAACUAUUGCAACUUAAUUCAGUAGAUUCUUCGAGCCCCUUUGACAGUGUUUUAAUAGAGAGAUUUUUAAGCUUCACUGACAAGUGCAAUAAUAGUAUCAAGGAAGAUCUGAGAAACCCCUUGAAGUUUCUUUUGAUAUUUAAAAUAUGGGCUGAAGAUUCAAGUAAAGUUAUAACUGGAAGCUUAAUUCAGCUCUACGGUGCUAUAACAGACUCUUACAAGAAGCGACUUCUCAAGAGGCUAAAGGAGCAUCCUUUUGCAGCAGAAGACAAUCCAGAAUACCUUGAGGUAUCUGUCACUGCCUGGUUAAGGGAAUUAUCAAAAGUUACCUUUGAAUCCUUAUUAAAAGGUGAGGGACUACACCUUAGUUCUGAGCAUAUAAAUAUCUUGGAAAAUGCUUGCAACCCAUUUGUAGCAUCUCAUUGCCUGUCAGCUUUUCUUGAGUACCAACAGAUGGACACUACGGAAUUGAAUCACUAUUCAUUCCUGCAUCCAACGCAGAAGAUAUUUUUUGCAUCACUGCAUCUUGUAAAUAUUAUCAAUGAGGCUGAAAACCCAGAGCAGAAAGUGGAUGAGAUUCUUCAACAAAACAUCAGCGGUUUUGAAUUUAGUCACGUCAUCGACCCUUUGCUUGGUGUCUAUGAUAUAUCAGACCAAAUUCAGUUAGCAUUUAUGAGUACUGUCUCAAAGGUAUCAAACGGAUUCCUAUGGCCCCAUCUACAGCGAAAGCAUAUUUGGUUUUUCUGUCAAUCUGCAGUCAAGAAAGUGAUAGAUUGUCUAACCAAUUUAUACACAAAGCAAACACCAAACGUUCAUAGCAUAAGAGAAAUUUUCCCAAUUCUUCAUAGUGCUUUAGCAAUACAGAGUGCCGAUGGUGGUCUUGAAAAAUGGCCGGUCAGAUCUCUGCUGAAGGUGAUACAUUUACUCAUUCCUGAAGAGAGCACAUCUAUCAGUUGGCUGGACGUACUUAGGAUCUGUCAGUACGAUCAGAAUGUGUUGCAGACGGUUGUACAGUACAUUGACACACAAGAAUGGCAAGUUACUGAUGCCCAUCUGAAAGCAGCCUGGGAGCUCAUGUGCUAUGUUGUUCCUCAGAAAAUUCAUGUCAGUAUUUCAGGAGACCCAAAGCAAUUGCCUGACCUAGAAAUUUUGCUCCACUUGGUACGGCAGCACAGGAUCGAAGUUCAGCUUAGCCUGCAACAACACAUGAUUCAUCUCGGAAAGCGUGAUUUGUCAGAUGACUAUUUGGAGAUGCUAUGCAGCUGUGACUCCAACUGCAGAUUAACGUACUUUUCUGGUUAUCUGAGCAGGCAAGGUCUUGGUGUGCUGCAGAAGGUGUCCCCUCUAAAGACUCUAGCAAUACGUAUAAUGGACAGAGGGGAUGUUAAACGGCUUCACAACAUAACUCACAAGCUUAAGAACUUGAAUUCUAUAUUUUUCAUUUAUGACUUGAAAUCAUAUCCACAUGUUAGUCAGCCACUCAAUGCCAGAAGAUAUUUUGGGAGAUUUCUCAGUGUUACGGCCUGUUUCCCACAUUUACAUGAAACAUAUAUCCAAAGAGCUGCUGAUUUUAUCUGUAGCUUUUGUCAACAUUACACUGCAAUUGAAGUCGGUAGCACUGGAAAGCGAGGCAUUAAAACAAUUUCUUCUCUCUUAACUAAUAACAAGGUGACAGUUUACAAUCUUCUCCGAAUCGUCUAUAUUAAGGGAAUUGAAGAACCUGUCCCAGUUAAUAUGGGUUAUAUUAAUGUUAAUAACGAAACAAUGAUUAUAUUCCAAAAUUUUAAUUCAUGUUAAAUACAGACUUAUGACUGGAUUGAUUGACGAAAGCUGGGAUAUUGUUUUGUUUGUUUGUAUGGUGUUUUUACGUUGCAUGGAACCAGUCGUUAUUCAGCAAUGGGACCAACGGUUUUACGUGACUUCCGAACCGCGUCGAGAGUGAACUUCUAUCACCAGAAAUACACAUCUCUCACACCUCAGUGGAAUGUCCGAGAAUCGAACUCGCGACCACCGAGGUGGCAGGUGAAGACCAUACCGAUCACGUCACUGAGGCGCUUAAAAACUGGGAUAUUGACCCAAGCUACUGGGCACACUCAGCCAUCCGGUGCUUCGCAUAGUGAAAAGAGGGAGUUGGAGUAGCCCACCAUGGAGUAGCCGGGCAGCAUGACCAAAGACAGGAAGUGGAGUGGAAUCGAGGCCAAAGGCAAAUAAAGUGGGCGCAGCUACUGGCCGAGAGGACGCAA
Messenger RNA from Macrobrachium nipponense, 3687 nucleotides. Its product is annotated as arylsulfatase B-like. Lineage: Eukaryota; Metazoa; Arthropoda; Malacostraca; Decapoda; Palaemonidae. Bases 206 to 3241 code for a protein of 1011 amino acids. The transcript has 2 exons. The record is from RefSeq and is a predicted model, not a curated record.